AGUAAGCCAAAAGUGACCUUUCACACUGGUGUCUCCUCUCUUGCUGUGUGUGGUCAUAACAAGACAUGGCGGACGCCUCAGCCAAAAGACAGGAGUCCUUCACUUGUCCAGUUUGUCUUGAUCUACUGAAGGAUCCAGUCUCCAUUCCAUGUGGACACACAUAUUGUUUGGGCUGCAUUAAAGGCUGCUGGGAUCAAGAGGAUGGUAAAGGCAUCUACAGCUGCCCCCAGUGCAGACGGACAUUUACGCCGAGACCUGCUGUCAGUAAAAACACUCUGAUUGCUGAGCUGGUGGAGGACUUCAGGAAGACUGGACUGGCUGCUGCUUCUGCUAAGUCUUCUUCCAGAAUUGGAGAUGUCAAAUGUGACCUCUGUACUGGGAGAAAACACAAAGCUGUGAAGUCCUGUCUGGAUUGUCUGUUGUCUUACUGUAAAACUCACUUCAAAGCUCACAAUGAACUGAAUCCAGGAAGAAACCACUCAGUGAUUGAUGCCACAGACCAGCUACAGGAGAGGAUCUGCCCCCGCCAUAAGAAAGUAUCUGAAAUAUUUUGUCGUACUGAUCAGAAUUGUAUCUGCUACCUGUGCGCAAUUGAUGAACAUAAAGGCCAUGAUCUAGUCACAGCUGCUGCAGAAUGGAUGGACAAACAGAAACAGUUGGGACAGACCCAGCAGAGAUUUCAGCAGAGAAUCCACGAGAGAGAGAAGGAUCUGCAGGAGCUGAGGGAGACUGUAGAGACUCUCAAGAGCUCUGCACAGACAGCAGUGGAGGACAGUGAGAGGAUCUUUACUGAGAUGAUCUGCUCCAUUGAGAGAAGGCGUUUUGAGGUGACAGAGCUGAUCAGAGCUCAGGAGAAGGCUGAGGUGAGUCGGGCUGAAGGACUCCUGAAGCAACUGGAGCAGGAGAUUGCUGAGCUGAAGAGGAGAGAUGCUGAGCUGGAGAAGCUUUCACACACAGAGGAUCACAUCCAUUUCCUCAAGAAUGUUGUGUCAGUCACUGGUCCUCCUUGGCAUACAGUUUCAACCUGCAUGACCUUUGCCGAAAGUGUCUCUUUUGAGGCUGUGAAGGAAUCUGUGUCUACAGUCAAGGCGCAGCUGGAGGAGAAACUGGAUGCCAUCUUCAAAGAGGAAGUAGCCAAGAUAUCUGCAGCAGUGACACAUAUCCAGAUCAUCCAGUCUUUAGAAUAUUCUGAUCCUGAACUCCCAAUCAGAAGAACAUCAAGUAACGAUGCGAUGCCACCAAUCAUGUCUGAUGUCCAGGCUGUUUCUACUGAGCCAGUAACCAGACAGGAGUUCUUAAAGUAUUUAUGUCACUUCACAUUUGAUACAAACACAGCACACAGACAAUUCCAUCUGACUGAGGAGAAAAGGGGGAUGGAGAGGAGAGAUGAGCUCCAGUCAUAUCCUGAUCAUCCAGAGAGAUUUGAUGAGUGGAGGCAGGUGCUGUGUAGAGAGGGGGUGUCUGGACGCUGCUACUGGGAGGUGGAGUGGAGUAACGGGGUUUCUAUAGCAGUCUCAUAUAAAACCAUCAGCCGGAAAGGAGCAGGUAAUGAGUGUGGGUUUGGAAUUAAUGAUCAGUCCUGGAGUCUGAUCCUCUCCAGCUCCAGCUCCAGCUGCUAUUUCUGGCACACUGAUAAACAGACAGAACUCCCUCUAGUGGCCAGCUCUAGAAUAGGAGUGUAUGUGGACCACAGGGCAGGAACUCUAGCCUUCUACAGCAUCUCUGACAAAAUGACCCUCCUGCACAGAGCCCAGACCACAUUCACUCACACACUCUACCCUGGGUUUUAUAUAUCUACUGGAUCAUCAGUAGUGCUGCCGCAAAUAGUUGACUUAGUCGAUGUAAACGACCAUGAAAAUUAGUUUACAGCAAUUUUUUAGUCAACGAGUCAUUUUACUAUUGACCACCUAUUCAUUUUUGGUCUCCUGUAUAUGAUUAUUAAUGAAAGUACAAUGACUGUACAAUGACUGUCUUUUGAUGUUAAACAGGCUACUUAGACUUAGGCAGUAUUGGUUCUAACGCUGCAAUGCACGCAAGUGUAAACAUGAGCAGGCGCGCCUGGAGGUGUAUGGCCGUAUGCACUGUGCGUACAAUCAACUCAACAAUGAGAGAAAAUUUCCCCUGUGUGUAUUCACACCAAGUUGACCUACCAUAACUUCCCAACUCUGCACAGUAUCUCAUUAGCUGCAUGACAGUAGGCUAUUUACACUUUUCUGUAAAGUCUGUAAACACGUUAUCUAAAUCAACUUCUAAAAUGGAUAGUUCCGGUCCUUGAUUAAAAUUGGCUGUAUCGCGUUCAAUGCCGUUGUAAAAUCCAACAUAAACACACACCUUGACCACAUUUCGUUCUAUAGUAAUGCGCUACCACAACUUGAACAAAAGUUAGAGUGGCUGCGUCUCGAUGUUGCAUGGCAACCAUUAUGGAGGAAAUAUAUUUCUUGGCGGAAGAAAUUACUAUCUAUGAAUACAUUGUUACAUUUUUCGUUGCUGUGCCUUUGUUUUAUGAAAUCUUGCAAGAUCGAGGUAGUAGGCCUAACUGUUUUAGAAAAGCAAUAAGCCACUCGAGGCCGUAGUUUACACAGAUUUUAGAACAGCUAAGGGGGGUGGGUGCUGUUCUAAAAUCAGUGUAAACUACGGCCUCGAGUGGCUUAUUGCUUAAUUAAUGCAUUAUGCACACCUUUUGUUUGAGCGGGAGAGACAAUUACAAUGCACACACACAGCAAUACAGAUGCUGUAGUCUAGGCUACUUGUUGCUGUCUUUUUCUAGCACACACUGGUCAAAGCCUUACACCACGGUUAACUAGAACAAAAAUAAAGGUAGGCUACAUUUAACUGUAGGUUUGUAUGAAGUUGGACAAAUGAAUAGGUCGUUAUUAGGCUUUGUUGUAAAGAUAUUGCAUAUGGAUGUAUUAUGUAGACUACUUUUUAGGUAACCAAUCCAUGAAUGAAACCAGGAAAUGGACAAAUUAUCAAUGCUGUGAAUGUAGGGAAAUCAUACUUAGGCUAAGCUUAGAUUGUUAAUAGCCUAGAUAAUGUUUUUGAACAGUUCACUAAUGAGAUUCUAACAAAAGUAAGCUGGUAUUGAUUUGAAGGUUAAGAUUAAAUUGUUUAUGGCACAGGUGACAUUUUACAGAAUGUAUUUUGUGUUCAAAAUAAAAUUGACACCGAAAUAACAAA
This is a messenger RNA of Sardina pilchardus (European sardine), 3177 nucleotides long. RefSeq names its product tripartite motif-containing protein 16-like. The transcript is spliced from 8 exons. Gene Ontology annotation, molecular function: protein binding; zinc ion binding. NCBI's taxonomy places the organism in Eukaryota, Metazoa, Chordata, Actinopteri, Clupeiformes, Clupeidae. The coding region runs from base 66 to 1862 and encodes 598 amino acids. The record is from RefSeq and is a predicted model, not a curated record.